GCAGAGUGUCGAGAGGGAGGUGCGAGAGUCGGUCGCGUCCUCAUCUCUCUCGGCCUUUGGUCCGUCUCGCUCGUCUCGACACGCUCAGAGCCGUUCAACGAUGCCCCAGACGCCGUCCAGCAUGCGCUCUCGUCCAAGUUCGGCAUCCCUCGAAGCGCCCAACGCCGCCGCCGCCUCGCCGUCCUCGUCGCGGCACUCUACCCUCGAGUCGCGCCGCGCUCUCGGCGCCAGGGCGAGCGGGAUGGCGCGCGACCCGGGUACGCCGGUCGGGAGACUGCUCGCGGCAGAAGGGCUCGCAGUGCGCAGCCCCAGGAGGGUCAGGCACAGGAGCUUGGCCGACAAAGUCAUAGACUGGCCGUCCAACGCCCUCAUGUCGCUCGAGACGUCGGUCCAGCUCCUGUCGUUCGAGUCGGCCGGGUACCCGGCCGCCCUCGCCUUCCACCUCGUCCACCUCGUCGUUCGCGUCUCCGCCUUUGUCCCCUCCCUCACGUCCAUCACCUCGAUGCUCUUCUCGUCCGCCUCGAGUGCGAGUCGGUACGUUCGCCGACCCGCCGACGCGUUGGGCGACGCGGACGCACGCCUCGAAGCGCUGCAGCGCGCGUCGCAGGGGCGCGGCGGAGGGGAGUGGGGCUGGUGGGCGUGGACGUUCAGCGCGCUCCUCAUCCUCGUCAGUGUCGGGAACUCGGCAUACUUGGCGAGUCGCAGGAGGAAGUACCAGAUGGUGCUCAGGAGGGAUCCUCUCGCCUCGCCGAAUGCGAGAUCCACCAUGCUCGACUUCUCGCCCUCCAAGCGUCACGUCAGCUUCACCGAGUCGGUCCGGCGCCGCGUCAAGGCUGCGCUCGGCAAGGUCGAGGUCGAAGAGUCGCACGCGUAUCCGGUGCAAGAGCUCCAGGUGUGGACGCCUGAGCGUGUCCUCUGGUCCUUGCGCUUCUUCACCCUGUACCCGCCACCUGUCGCCCUCAUGUACCACUUCCUCGCGCUCGACAACUGCGUUCCCUUCGCCAUCGUCGGCGGCACGAUCGUCCUGACAAUCUACGUGCUCGUCCACCUGUACUCGACCCUUGUCUCGGACCGUGCGGCGUUGCAGGCCGAGGUCAUGCACGAGUACAACGCCAAGUUUGUCAACCCUCGCGUGUUUGUCGCCAAGCGCGACGCGUGCGUGUCGACGAGCCAGGCCGAGAUGGUCGGCGCCAACGACUGGCUGCGGGCAGGGCGGCGGCACGUGUUGGACGAGUCGCUCGGGCAGGACGACGAGCAGCACGUGGUGGUGCGCGGGAGCGGGCGCAGGGCGAGCAGGAGGGACAGCUCGGUACCGUCGAUGCAGCAGCGCGAGGUCGAGGGGCCAUCCGACUCGCCGGUGCCUCGGCGCAGCAGGCCUCGCCCGUCGAUGCUCGGCUGA
Molecule: messenger RNA, 1399 nt
Organism: Rhodotorula graminis WP1
Lineage: Eukaryota; Fungi; Basidiomycota; Microbotryomycetes; Sporidiobolales; Sporidiobolaceae
Exons: 5
Coding region: 101-1399 (432 amino acids)
Biological process (GO): regulation of exit from mitosis; maintenance of rDNA
Source: RefSeq, a predicted model, not a curated record